AUGUAUAGACUCCCUUUUAGAAGUCGCGCAUGCUGCAACUCCAUCAGCAAUGUAGUCGCGAAACAAACUGGCUCGCAAGCAGCCAGAAGAUUAUCCUUACCACGAAUCAGAUAUGCAUCGACGAAUGUACCAAAUGAUGGUGAAGCUGCAUUAGAAACACCGAAACCAGCGACGAGAGUUCUUACCGAAGAACAGCGGAAGUUCUUGGAACGUGCUCUCAGAGUCAACCAAGCAGGCGAGCUGGCAGCAACUUUGAUAUACACAGCCCAAACGCCCCCAGUUGUGAAAGCUCAUCCGCAUCUACAUCCGUUGAUGAAGCACAUGUACGACCAGGAAGCGGGUCACUUCAAAACUUUCAACGGUCUGCUGGCGAAGCAUCGCAUUCGACCAACUGCCUUGUAUCCGGUAUGGCAGGCCGCUGCAACUGUGCUGGGUUGGACGACUGGCAUGAUGGGUAAAGAAGCUGCCAUGGCAUGCACCGAAGCUGUAGAGACUGAAAUCGGUAAUCACUACAAUAGUCAGGUCAGGGAACUGUUCAAAUGGAUGAGCGAUCUCAAAGAAAGAGGAGAAGAACUAGAUCCAGAGUUGGCAGAACUUAUUCAAGAUGUAAAGAGGAUCCGAGAUGAAGAGCUAGAACACCUAGACCAUGCUGUCGAGCAUGAUGCAAAGGAAGCCCAACCAUACGAACCUUUGACCAAGGUCAUUCAGUAUGGCUGCAAAGGUGCAAUAUGGCUCAGUGAGAGGGACGCCUUAAUCUUCUUUGUGCUCGCUAUGCUGCUUCUCGGGGGACUGCUCGAGGCCGUCGUCGACAAGGACAUCAGUCUCGUCUGUAUCCCCUUUCUCUUGGUCGGACCAAUCCCACCGUUCUAUCGUCGGUUCACUGAGCGAAUCCGUCGUUUCGAACAGAUAAUUUUGGUCCAUCUCUCCCCACGGCUCAAGAACUGGCUUCGGUCCUUCGCUUUUGCACGUCUGGCACUCUUCGGCAAGCUCGUCUUGGAGAUCUCGCUGCUUCUUGCAUCUGAUCGUUAUCUCCCACGACUGGCCCCACAUUCUCUGGCACGGAAACUUUUUAUGCUCAUAGUGACCUUCUUUGUCACAGCGGACCGACUUGGUGAAAACGUUGCGGCACAUCUUGGCCGAGGAUAG
Molecule: messenger RNA, 1146 nt
Organism: Lithohypha guttulata
Lineage: Eukaryota; Fungi; Ascomycota; Eurotiomycetes; Chaetothyriales; Trichomeriaceae
Gene: COQ7
Product: ubiquinone biosynthesis monooxygenase Coq7
Exons: 2
Coding region: 1-1146 (381 amino acids)
Biological process (GO): ubiquinone biosynthetic process
Cellular component (GO): mitochondrial inner membrane
Molecular function (GO): 3-demethoxyubiquinol 3-hydroxylase activity
Source: RefSeq, a predicted model, not a curated record